Linum trigynum is the source of this 1573-nucleotide messenger RNA. The record is from the annotation of a GenBank genome assembly. Lineage: Eukaryota; Viridiplantae; Streptophyta; Magnoliopsida; Malpighiales; Linaceae.
UAAAAUCAGCAGCCACUUCUCAGUUCUCAGACUAAAACUACUCCUCCAUUUCUAUUCUUUUAUCGUCAUAAUCAUCAUCAUUGCUUCAUGGGUGUAUCAGGGCACAUAGUUAUUCUUCUUCUAUUCUGCAUUGGGAACUUAGCUCUACAGCCUGAGAUGGCUUGUGGCCUGACAAGCAUUGAUCUUGCUCUGAGAUGGCGGCAUCCUGGGGUCCAUAAUUUACGCUUCCUCAAGGAAGUGGCUGCAGAUGAGUUGCAGGCCACGUCAUCGAGCUUGGCACCUGGACCUUCUGUGAUGUUUGAUCCUAAUCAGUCCAACAAAAGAACGGUUAAGAAAGGAUCAGAUCCCAUUCACAACAGGCAGUAGCCUGGUUUUCUGACUCAGGGAAGAGCACCAAAUAUUCUUUUCUAUGUUCUUUUUCACUCCUCAAUGCCAGCAAAGGAAGUGACGGCUUGAAGCUGCAGCUGAUGCAAAAAAAAAAUGAAAGAAGAUGAAGAAACUGCAAGAUACAGGCACCUCCUGAUUCCUCGAAGUUAGAGCCUUCAACACGGUUUGCUGGAUUUUGAUAUAUUUUUCAUUUGUUCUAGAGGCGGCAUUUUGUAAGAGAGGAUUGCAGCAGCCUAGGCUAGGCCCACCCAUAUCUCUGAGCCAGCAUCAUCGCAGUACUGUAUAGAAUCAAUCAGGUCUUAAUCAACUUGUUAGGGUCCCCCAAAAUACUCAAAAGUGUAGAUGAUGCUGGCUCUCAUAGACAAUCAACAUAUAGUGCUUUCUUUUCUUUUUCUUUUGUGUUUUCUUUGUUUGUCCCUCACCCUUUUCAAUCCACAGGAACAGUUUCACAGGCAACCUAUAUGUUAUUCUAGUUUGCAGAAGUUCAUACUCCGUGAACAGAUGACCUUUGGCCAUUUCCUUUCUUCCACGAUACCAUCUUCAUGUCAGUCACUUUUCUUCUGCAUUUAGAAUCACAACGAUAAACUAAAUGCACUCUGCAGAGUUGUUAAAAACAAAAGAAAUUUGCAGAACUCAAAACUCAUCUACAGUGAGUAAAGUUUCAACAACCAGGACCACGAAGGUAAAAAGAAAUGUGAUCGUCAAUCUUGAGACAAUACUGAAAAGGAACAGAUUCAUCCACAUGCACAAGGAAUGGAAAUUAACAACUCAGAGUAGAAGCAUAAAUAUGGGUAUUGUUAUCAAGUUCAAUCGCUACUCCUGAAUUUCCUUUAUUUUCUAUGAAUCAUAGUCGAAAGUUCUGCUUUUUCAAAGGAAAUGUUAAAUCUAAAGAAACCCCGAAACUCUAAGUUUAUCAACCAAUCAUUAAACCUUUGCUGUCAAUGAUGGUUGCAGUCAUACACCUAAAAUGUCCAGCAUUACCACUUUAGGACCUCCUUCAACUUAUAUAAGAUUCUAAUGGUUUAUUUAUUGUCAUAGCGAAAAUUCGGAGCAAUUUCCCAUGGCUACCCAGUUAGAUUUUUCUUCACAUUUAGAAUAUAAACAAAAAUCGCAUGAACGGAAGGGAAGAACAACGAUACUCGAUGAACGAUCCAAUUCACAUGGCCAAUAAGACCUUGUAUAAAUG